UUGUUUACAUUACCUCCAAAAGUGUGCGGAUUGCAUUGUGCCAACAUCAUUUAAGUUCUUAUUCUAAAACGGCAUGGUGUGUAUUGAGUGAAAUAUCCAAGUUUGUAAAGUAUUUCGUGCAGUGCAGUGCUUGCGAUGUUUGUUUUGUGAGGUUUUGUACAAUUUGCUACCGAACGAUAAUGGAUGAAUCCUCGGAAGAACUGAAUUUAGUCGAAUUCAACAUCAUCGAUAACAUCAUUGGAUCGGUUGUGGACGAUUUGUUGUUGAAGGAUAACACCAAUGUUCACCCGUACGAUUACAAUGCACUGGCAAGCUUGCUUCUACCUCUAUGCCGUUUCUGUGCACGAGAAAAUGCCCAAAUGGUACACAUAUCGGAUGUUCACCUGCAGAUAAUAAACGAUUUGCGAAUACCCGAAACACACGGGACAAACGUGUGUACCAACAUCUGUGGCAGGUGCAAUGGUUUCCUGGAGGAAUUUUGCAAGUUCCGCUCGGUGUGUGAAGAAGGACAGAAGCGUAUUGCAAUUCUGCUGGCGGAACGGCACGGUAUGCCAAAUUUUGUGGAUCUCAAGAUGGAUUUUACAGUUGCGAGCAGAGACGUGCUGCCACCUGGUGUGCUGGGCGAAUCAACUACUUCAAAAAUGCUGAAUUCUAUACAAACUCCCGAACCUGGGUUGAUGGAAUUGGUAGACGAUAAUGCAGCUUUAGACCAUGUGGAGUGUGAACGUCAUGAUUACACAGAAAGUUUUUUAAUUUUAGCUCCAAUUGCUCCUGUUGUACCAGCACAAAUCAGUCCUCAGCUAGUAGAGGCAACGCAUUUCCUGGAACGGGAGAUUGUGUUUGAUGCAAACCAACCAGAGGCCAGCCAAUACGCGGCGCUCUCUUUGGAAGAGUGCAACUUUAUUCCUCAACACGAACAGCAAAGCUUUAAAAACUUGGUAGAAAACAUCGAAAACACCAGCGAUGCUUUAGAACAUCCGUCGGAGAACAAAGCUCAAUCGAACGAAUCGGCAGUGAGUAACUCGAAGAAACCGGAAGCUCGCAGACGCGUUGUAGAUGGACGCCUGCAAUGGGUGUGUCUAGACUGCGAAAAGGUGUUUGGAAGUUGUUUUCAGCUAAAGAAACAUCGACGAAACUGUGAGUUGGUGGGAAGCAAAACAUCAAAGCGGAUCGCAACAUUAGUCUGUGAUAUUUGUGGCGAAACAAUGUCCACCGAAUCGGCCCUUACCAUGCACAGGCGUAAACACGAAGUAAAAACAAGUGGUCCCACUGUAAAGUCGGUUUCUGGCACAAAGCUGGAACUUACCGUGUGUCACGUAUGUGGACACACUAGCAAAUCGAGGCGUGCGUUACGAUUGCAUCUAAUUACCCACAACAGCGAUAAGAACGUGGAGUGUCCGGUCUGCAGUAAACGGUUCAAACGCCGACGAGAUCUGCGCAACCACCUGGACGUACACUCCGGAAGGAAGUACGAAUGUAAUGCAUGUGGUAAGAAGUUUUUAACGAAAGUUACGCUGCGCAACCAUGCUAAAACGCAUCGCGAUAGCUGCCUAAAGCACGAAUGUACCGUUUGCACCCGGCAGUUUGUUCAUCCGUAUCAGCUACAGAAGCACACGCUAAUCCAUUCGAGUGAGUAUCCUUUUGUGUGCGAAAUUUGCAAGGCAGUGUUUCGCACGCAGGGACGUUUCAAGCGCCACGUGCAGAAAGGCCACGCGUUACCAACCAGCAACAUGAACAUUAUCGAACAGACCGAGCUGAACAGCUGGGACGAUCUGAUCGAGUACCAACCGGAGGUAGUUCCGUGUGAGCUUUUGGAUGAAACGGUUUCGGAAGAAAUGCCGAUUAGGACCGAUCCGGUCUGCGAUGUAUUGCCCGAGAUAUUUGAUAGUUUUGCUGCGGAUUCCAUAGUCGAUCAACCUUCGCCACAAUUUGCGGUGGAAUGUUUUCCCGAGGACAGCCAACCGGAUGACGAUGGGUUUUACUACUGUUACGAUUCAACAUUUCUCGGUACAUCUGUCUCGGUACCUAAUCGAUGACAAUGUGUUUGGGAUCGUACGUCUACGGUAGUGCUAGUUUUAUAUUUGGUUUCGUUGAAAA
Molecule: messenger RNA, 2097 nt
Organism: Anopheles moucheti
Lineage: Eukaryota; Metazoa; Arthropoda; Insecta; Diptera; Culicidae
Product: zinc finger protein 558-like
Exons: 2
Coding region: 180-2036 (618 amino acids)
Cellular component (GO): nucleus
Molecular function (GO): RNA polymerase II cis-regulatory region sequence-specific DNA binding; DNA-binding transcription factor activity, RNA polymerase II-specific; zinc ion binding
Source: RefSeq, a predicted model, not a curated record